Messenger RNA from Uranotaenia lowii, 783 nucleotides. RefSeq lists its product as uncharacterized. Gene Ontology annotation, biological process: DNA integration. Gene Ontology annotation, molecular function: nucleic acid binding. The transcript is spliced from 2 exons. The coding region runs from base 1 to 783 and encodes 260 amino acids. The record is from RefSeq and is a predicted model, not a curated record. NCBI's taxonomy places the organism in Eukaryota, Metazoa, Arthropoda, Insecta, Diptera, Culicidae.
AUGUAUUAUUUGAUUCUCGUCGACGCAUUCAGCAAAUGGCCCGAGGUAGUCCCAACUAAACGGAUCACUACGGCUGAUACUCUCAUCAUCCUCCGUAGUAUUUUCGCCAGAUUUGGCAUGCCGGAAACCCUGGUUAGCGACAACGGUCGGCAAUUGGUCAGCGAAGAAUUCGAGCGAUACUGCGAAGUGAAUGGAAUUUUGCAUCUGAAAACACCACCAUUCCACCCGCAGUCUAACGGACUUGCUGAACGUUUUGUCGACACGUUCAAAAGGACACUGAAGAAAAUUACAGCAGGGGGAGAGGUCCUAGCAGAAGCCAUAGACACUUUUCUUCUUUGUUAUCGCUCCACCCCGUGUCGCGGUGCACCGGAUGGAAAAACGCCAGCUGAAGUCCUUUUGGGUAGGCCAGUGCGCACGUCUCUCGACUUACUCAAACCACCGUCCCAGUACUUUUCGAAAACCACCAAGCAAGAUCAGCAGUUUAAUCGAAAACACGGUGCCAAGGCCAGAAGCUAUGAACGUCAGGACCUGGUCUGGGCAAAAGUCUACGAAAACAACUCCUGGUGCUGGGAACCGGGUCAAAUUUUAGAACGAGUAGGAAAUGUAAUCUACAACGUAUGGCAUCCACAGAAAUCAAAACUAAUUCGAUCGCACUGCAACCAGAUGAGGCAACGGUGCGAGUCUGCAGAAGAAUCAAUUAAGUCCAAGUCCUCGGCCAGAAUCCCACUAUCUAUUUUACUCGAUUCUUGGGGAAAUGGAAUCAACUACCAGACCACAUCGUAG